Messenger RNA from Psilocybe cubensis, 2517 nucleotides. RefSeq lists its product as uncharacterized. NCBI's taxonomy places the organism in Eukaryota, Fungi, Basidiomycota, Agaricomycetes, Agaricales, Agrocybaceae. Gene Ontology annotation, molecular function: zinc ion binding. Bases 1 to 2517 code for a protein of 838 amino acids. Gene Ontology annotation, cellular component: cytoplasm. The transcript has 7 exons. The record is from RefSeq and is a predicted model, not a curated record.
AUGCCUGGUGUAAACCGCAUCUUGCGCCUUCGCGCCCACGACGUCGCCAAUUUGCUCAAUGCCCAUAGGUUAUCCUUUUACUCCUUUCUUUCCGUGGCCACCGUUUCUGCUGUUAUCAUCAAUGCUUUGAAAAACUACAGCAACUUCUAUUCAGUUGCGAUAUAUCUAUCUAAGAGCAGCCGCAGUGUCCUUGUGUUGGCAAAUUUCGGCGUUUUGUUGACCUUAGUUGCGGGUCAUAUCGUUCAGCGUAUCUUCUUUGGUUCACUCAGGGCAAAUGAAGUCGAGCGUCUAUACGACCGCCUGUGGUUCUUCAUAACCGAGUCUCUAUUAGCGUUUACUAUUUUUCGCGACGAAUUUGAUGCGUCUUUCGCCCUCAUGUUUGGCUUUCUUUUGUUUGUGAAAUCUUUCCACUGGUUAGCAAGCGAUCGAAUUGAAUGGAUGGACCAAAGGCCAUAUCCUGGGCCUCCCCUAUUGUUCCAUAUCCGAAUGACCAUUCUUUUCACGAUCCUAUGGCUGACAGACUGCGUUAUGUUUUUGUUUGCUGUCGAGCAUACUCUGAGCGCUGGAGUGGGUGGAAUGGUUCUUUUUGCUAGCGAGUACGGCAUCUUGAUGGCAAGUGUUAUAAACACGAAUCUCAAGUAUCUUCUUUCUGCAUAUGAUCUUCGUCGUGCCGGCCGUCGAGGAGGGGAAAAUGCCCCGCCAUGGGAGAACAAGAGCAUGUGGAUUUUCUACAUUGAACUUGCCACAGACUUUUUGAAGCUGACAACGUACCUCGUAUUUUUCAUAAUUAUCAUAACGUUCUACGGGUUACCGUUGAAUAUCAUUCGCGAUGUUUACAUCACUGCCAGGUCUUUCAUCACAAGACUUCGAGCUCUGCAUCGAUAUCAAACAGCCACACGCAACAUGGAUCAAAGGUAUCCAAAUGCUACGGAGGAAGAGCUUAUAGCAAUGAGUGACCGCACAUGUAUAAUAUGUCGUGAAGAGAUGGUCAACGGCGGUAUUCAGGAUCCCCCUCAACAUCCGGACGGACCCAACACUACACCCAAGAAAUUGCCAUGCGGCCAUAUUUUUCAUUUCUACUGCCUCAGGUCCUGGCUAGAACGUCAGCAAAGCUGCCCUACAUGCAGACGAAACGUACUCGAAGACUCGGUAGGAGCAGUUCCUAAUCCAGGCAAUCUACCUCCCCAACCACUACCUGGCCAACAACCUCUCAACCGAGGGGCACCCUUCAAUUUUAACAAUCGUCAAAAUAAUGCUCAGGGUGGUAAUCAUCCUCUGGGUUUUAUUGGCCGUUACAUGGGACUUCCUCAUAGGCCUGCCAAUGAAGCACCUAACAGACAAGCCAUUCCAGACAUUCUCCAGAACCAGGGGCAUGGAAAUGACCAUGCUCCUGGAAUUGUUAUCAAUUACCAGGUCCAGUAUCAACUUCCAAGGCCUAAUGAUGCCGACAACGGAGCACCACUUCAGCAACAGCAACGCCUCCCAGUUCCUACAUAUGCAGGAUUUCCUGGACCUGGUGGAGUAUGGCAACCGUGGCCCGCUGAGGGACCUGCUCCAGUUACACCAACUUCAGGAAGCUCAGAAAAUUUCCGUGAGGUUCGGGCUCAGCAGGCGGAUUCGGAAACACACCAGCAAAGCAUCCUAACGAGUGCAGGACCUUCAACCCCAACUACAGCUACUUCUUCCAAUUCUACCGCUUCCUUUGAACCAAGAGAGGCUCCCUCUGCUAGGGAAGCUGCUGUGAAAGCUGCGUUAAAUAGGUUCAAUAAUAACAGGACGGAACCUUCAGCGCCCAAAAUAGCUAUCAACCCCCCUACAGCAACCUCAUCCUCUUCAAGUCCUGCAAAUCCCACCACCAAUUCCAUGCCCUCAACCACUAUUGGGUCAGAAUCCAAUGCUGAACUACGUAGAUCCCCCGAAAAUUCUUCCCUUAGGCCUCUCCCUACAUUGAUACCUCUUUUCGAUUUUCGUCAGGGAGUGGUACCGAGACCAGCGCCUGAGCAACAAUCAACGAAUCAGGUUGUUCCACAAUACACGCAAACAACACCUCGAGGGCCGCUGCCUGCCAGAUCCUCUCCAAUGCCCACCGCCAAUACAUCAAUGACAAGUAUAUAUGGUCAACAACGACAAAUGGCUUCCCCUGAUACCUCAGCAUCACAACUACUUCCACCCAUAUUGACGGACGAACAGCUCUCUUCCCUCGACACAGUCACCAGGGAUAGUAUUGAUGAGCGUCUCCGCAUUCUGGAAGGCGUUUCGGUAUCUGUCUAUCGUUGCAUCGAUGACCUGAUGAGAUUGAGGAGCGCCCUGCCGACAGUUAAUGCCACUGUAGUGCCUACCAACAAUGGGACUGCCCCUGUCCCGAUUCCAGCAACUCAACAUAGUACGUCAGGCAGAGAAGUUGAAACUACGUCUAGCAGUCGAGGCAAAGAAAAGAUGCGGGAGCCGAGUGUUGAGGAUUCCGACCCAGGUUGUCCAGCUCAAAGCGAGGAUUCCAACCCUUCUAAUUCUAAUUAA